AUGGCCACUGGACAUGAGGAGGAGGCGACCCAGUCCACUGCUGACGAGCCCGAUGGUCAAACAGGAGAACGUCAAGCACAGGACUUUCCCGGACUGAGGGAGCUUACCGAGUCCGUCAAGAUCCUGCUCCCCCUGGCAGGCGAAGCUGUGUCCUUGGGGCGAAAAGUCCGGGCUCUUACCAAGAGAUUCCGCACAGCAAUGAGACUUGUUCGACCGCUCGUCAUUGCUCCGUUCAUAGAAGAAGAUCUCCGUAUGGGCAUGCUCGGCAUGGCCCUCGAAACUCUCAUCCCCGAAAGCAGGGCUUUCUUCAACAAGUUGAUAGAAUAUCGGCAGAAAGCGAAUCAAGGCAUGGAAAUCUACCUCAGCAUCAGUACAUCUGACCUUGAAGACUUGAUGCGCCAAGACAUAGACGGCACCAUCCUCUUGGCAACCGCUGUCGUCGACGUGUUCGACAGGACUCAUGGGAAGCUUAAGGCAGAUGUUGAUGUCUUCAACGAGCUUUUCGCCGAUGUGCAGUUAUGGGCAGCUUUCCGUCGUGAGCAGAUUCAAACGAGAGCCCGAGAUGCGGCGAGAAUGGCGAUGAACGGUCAGUGA
This is a messenger RNA of Cladophialophora yegresii CBS 114405, 594 nucleotides long. RefSeq lists its product as uncharacterized. The transcript has a single exon. The coding region runs from base 1 to 594 and encodes 197 amino acids. The record is from RefSeq and is a predicted model, not a curated record. NCBI's taxonomy places the organism in Eukaryota, Fungi, Ascomycota, Eurotiomycetes, Chaetothyriales, Herpotrichiellaceae.